UAUAUACUCUUUGGUUAAAUAUUAUCUUUGCGUGCCUUCAUCCUCCAUCUCCAUAGGUACUUUAUUAUAGUUACAUUGUGAUUUGUGAAUCUGAUUCAAUUUGUGAAUUGUAAAGUGGCGUAAGCCAAAUUCUGCAUAAGUUUACUCUAGAAAUAUAAAUUAGUGUGUGUAAAAUAUAUCAUAUCAAAAAAUACCUGGAAAUAAAUAGGUUUUUAUACAUUUCUGUAUUUGAAACACUGCUGUAAUAAUUUUUGAGAAUUAUGUUGAAUUGUUCGGAGGCGCCAUUUUGCUUUAGAAUCAACAAAGUAAUAGACUGGUAAAAAUUAAGAAUAGGAAUCAAUUUUGGCCUUGUAAGUACACAUAUUAUUCAGCGUAAUGUCUGAAAAUAAUUCUAAAGAUCCUGCUCUGCAAACCAUGAAUGGCAUGCUGCCAAACCCUAACUGGAUGUACGGUAUGUAUCAUGGAUACAACGGUUAUCACGGAAUGUACCCACCGUAUUUUAACCAAUAUUACAAUCAAAUGGGAAACAACGGAGGAUUUCCUGGAAAUCCCCAACAUUUUCAGCAUAACAAGGAUACUAAGCCUGAAUUCAGUCCGUCGCAGUUUUCUAAACCUCCUCCUCUGCUCGGACCGCCUCCUCCUCUCGACACAAACCGUCCCUUUCAUAAUCAAGGUCCAAUCAGGUUUAAUUUAAAUUCGGUGAGGAAACCAGCGCCUUUGCCUCCAAUCGAAAAUCCCUUGUUGUCCACUAAUUGCGGUCCUAAAAAAAAGCGAAAGAAGGGCAAUAACAAAACGAAUGACGAUAAUCAGGAGUGUUUGAACAUAGACUUGCCGCCAUUACCUGAUCAUCCUCCACCGUUACCACCGCUGCCUCCUCCAGACAUUCCUAAGCCUCCACCCCCACCAAUCGAUAUUCCUUUGCCACCUCCACUCCCAUUGGAAUCACUACCUGAGCCGCCAGAAUUUGAAGAGCCCGUAACCCAAACAUCACUUGAAGAAGAUGUUCAUAAGAAUCCACCUGCAAAUAUUUUUAAAACAAAUACAAUGUGUCCAUCUUCUGCUGGAAAUUGGCCUGACAGUCUUGAGAGGUAUAUAAAAAGGUGCUAUGAGAAAUGUAAAUCCACUUUUGACCGGGACCAAAUUGAUAUUUGUCUGAAGGGUCGCAUUACUGCCGCUGCUAAUAAGGACGAAAUAUGGACUAGAAAUUGGGAUGAAGAGCCCAUUCCAAGUGUUCACAGUGAGCGAAAUAAUUUAUCAGUAAAGCCUGUUCGAGGGGCAUUAAGUUUAUAUCAAAAAUGUGAAAAUAUUGUUGAAACCAGUAAAAAUAGACCUAGUUUAGCAGGCCGAAGUUUCAACACUCACAAAAACUCACCUCAAAGAAGAAGGCGGCCUCAUUCUAGAAGUAGAUCUAGGUCUAGAAGCCCUCCUAGAAAGAGACUUAGCUCUUCAUCUACUUCUAGUGAUGAGGUUGAAGACAAGAAAAUUAAACAAGGAAAAGGACGGCAAAAGCUUAAAGACAGAUUGUCUUUGGACCAAAAGAAAUGUGACAAAUAUCCUAAAAAUAAAAAGAAACAGUAUAAUCAAUUUGUUGUUGAGGAUUUUCAGGGUAAUGCUGAAAAACUUCUGAAAAGGGCUGAAAGGUUUGCUGGCAGUGGUAAUGUUCCCUCCAUUGCUAGUUCAUUGCAAGCAGGCCCCAAAAGGAUAGAACCUACAAUUAGGAAACCUAUCAUACAGGAUAAUGAAGGAGAUUAUGAAGUUAACAACAUGCAUAUUGUUGGUACAUGUCUGGAUUUAGAAAAAUCAUUUUUGAGAUUGACUAAAGCUCCAGAAGCUUGUGAGGUUAGACCUGUAUGUGUGUUGAAGGCAUCUCUUAAAUAUGUAAAAGAAAAAUGGGUAGAGAGACAAGAUUAUAGAUAUGCAUGUGAUCAGUUGAAAUCUAUUAGACAGGAUUUAACUGUACAAGGUGUAAGAGAUAGUUUCACAGUAGAUGUGUAUGAAACUCAUGCACGAAUUGCAUUAGAGAAAGGUGACCAUGAAGAAUUUAACCAAUGUCAAACACAAUUGAAAAUGCUUUAUAGUGAAUUGCCUGAUAGUAGAGCAAAUUCAGCUGAAUUUACAGCCUAUAGGAUAUUGUAUUACAUAUUUACCAAAAACACAUUAGAUUUAACAACUAUAUUCCAAUUUCUUUCAAAAGAUGACAGGGAAAAUGAAUGUAUAAAACAUGCACUUGAAACCAGAUGUGCUUGGGCUACUGGAAAUUUACAUAAGUUUUUCUUAUUGUACAAAACGGCUCCGCUGAUGGCAGGUUAUCUCAUGGAGUGGUUCAUCGAGAGAGAAAGGAAACAAUAUCUCAAAUACAUCAUAAAGUCCUACAGACAGACCGUUCCUGUGGACUUCAUCAUUCGAGAGUUGGCGUUUGAGUCGAGUUCAAAGGCUUUUGAGUUUUUAAAUCAGUUUCCUCUUUCGUACACUGGCUGCGAUCAAACUCAAAUAGAUUGCAAGGCCAGCCUCCCAGCUGUAGCGAGUAUAUAACAUUUUCUGUUUGAUAGCCGUCCUGUUAUAGUAGCGUGUUGUUGCGUGGUAAUGUAACGACCGCGCAGCCACAGGGUGGGACACAAGAAUGGAGUCCUGGUCGUCAGUCAUAUAGUUGUCAUCUUUUUUAAUAAGAUUUCCUAGGAUGAGGCGGCAAGUUAAAUCAACAAGUUAUACUUUAAGUUCACCAGAACAGAAGAUGAAGACGCGCAUACAGUUAUUAUCAAGAAUGAAGACAAUGUGGUGCCCCGAACAUUAAUGUGCUACUAAAGUUGGGAGAAUAUUCCAUAAUUCAUACAGAAUAGUGUUCACAAGACUUUCAAAGACUUAUGAAGUUAAGUGUUUAUCCUCAAUGUCUACUUUGUAAAUAUAGAAAUUGUUUUAUUAUUUAA
Messenger RNA from Manduca sexta (tobacco hornworm), 2924 nucleotides. Its product is annotated as leukocyte receptor cluster member 8. The transcript has 5 exons. Gene Ontology annotation, cellular component: nucleus. The coding region runs from base 376 to 2532 and encodes 718 amino acids. The record is from RefSeq and is a predicted model, not a curated record. Lineage: Eukaryota; Metazoa; Arthropoda; Insecta; Lepidoptera; Sphingidae.